AUGGCGGCAACAGUGUCGUCUCCUUGGGCCAAACCCGGCGCCUGGGCCCUCGACGCCGAGGAGCACGAAGCCGAGCUCGAACAGCAGACCAAGAUCGAAACCCAGCCCUUAGCCGACUUCCCAUCUCUCUCCGCCGCCGCAGCGAAGCCGAAGAAGAAGAGCAAGGGCCAGAAGGUCAGCCUCGCCGAGUUCACCACCUUCGGCGGGCCCAAGCCGGUCCAGGCCGAGCCGGUGGGGUUGACCCACGAGGAUCGGCUGGUUCUGCCAACCGGCCCGCGCGAGCGGACAGCGGAGGAGCUCGACCGGAGCCGCGGGUUCAGGAGCUACGGCGGCGAUCGGGUCAACCGGGAGGAGUCGAAUUCGAAGUGGGGGAGUCAGAGGAGAGAGGGAGGAGGGUUUGGAGGGGAAAAGACGGAUAGGGACGCGCCGUCGAGGGCGGAUGAGGCCGACGAUUGGGGCGUCGGGAAGAAAUCGGUUGGGAAUGGGUUUGAGAGGAGGGAGAGAGCAGGGUUUGGGUUUGGGUCUCAGUCGAAGGCGGAUGAAUCUGACAGCUGGGUGUCGAACAAGAGCUCGUUUUCUUCGCUCCGAUCCGGCGGCGGCGGCGGGUUUGAGCGGGAGAGGAAGGUCGGGUUUGCGUCGAAUGGCGGUGGGGCUGAUUCGGAGAGCUGGGGGAGGAAGAGGGAGGAGAGUAAUGGUGGUUUCGAAAGGGAGAGGAAGGUAGGGUUAGAGUUCAAUUCAAACGGCGGCGGUGCCGAUGCGGAGAGUUGGGGAAGGAGGAGAGAGGAGAGUAAUGGUGGGACGGAGACUACAGGGAGGCCGAGGCUGAAUUUGCAGCCGAGGACACUGCCCGUUACUCUGCCGCCGCCUGUUGUGAGCGACGAGACCUCACCGGUGGCUGCCCCUGUGGCUCCGGAGAUUGUACCGAGGCCGAGGAGCACAAACCCGUUUGGGGCUGCGAGGCCGAGGGAGGAGGUGUUGGCAGAGAAAGGGCAGGAUUGGAAGAAGAUUGACGAGCAGCUUGAGUCUGUUAAGCUUAAGGAGAAGGAGGCUGUGGCAGCCGAAGGGGAGUCUUUUGGGAAGAGGAGUUUCGGGAUGGGGAGUGGGCGCUCUGGUGACCGCACCGAGGGAGCAUGGAGGAAACCUGUAGUGGCUGAGGCUGAGGGGGAGGCUCGUCCUCAGAGUGCUGGAAACGAUGAGAUUGAGAGUAGGAGCAGCAAUUCUGAGGAACUGGAGCCCGAGAAUGAGAGUGAGAAUGUCACUGAGAACUGAAGAGGAGCUUAGAAUUAUGAUGUUAGAGGAGACAAGUCCCAAGUUGCUUGAUCUGCUGAUUCCAUGAGGCUGUUUAUUUUUCACUCUUCUUUUUCUAUAUUUAUGCUCUGUCGCUAAUGCUAUACAUUCAACGUUAAAAACAGUUUUUUGGUAGGUUUUCAAGUAUACUAGUUUUGCCUAUAGGACUUUGUUUUGUUUGUUGUAUUGAGAUUGAGAAACACUGACUCUGAUAAUUAUUUUUGAUCGUUAAGUAAUGUGGAAUUGUGGUAUGUUCGAUGGAU
Molecule: messenger RNA, 1550 nt
Organism: Fragaria vesca subsp. vesca
Lineage: Eukaryota; Viridiplantae; Streptophyta; Magnoliopsida; Rosales; Rosaceae
Exons: 2
Coding region: 1-1269 (422 amino acids)
Molecular function (GO): mRNA binding; translation initiation factor activity
Source: RefSeq, a predicted model, not a curated record